This is a messenger RNA of Aphidius gifuensis, 2228 nucleotides long. Its product is annotated as leucine-rich repeat flightless-interacting protein 2. The transcript has 7 exons. Gene Ontology annotation, biological process: regulation of DNA-templated transcription. The coding region runs from base 217 to 1419 and encodes 400 amino acids. The record is from RefSeq and is a predicted model, not a curated record. NCBI's taxonomy places the organism in Eukaryota, Metazoa, Arthropoda, Insecta, Hymenoptera, Braconidae.
UGAUUAAUGCUUGUAAAUCAUUUGUGUUUGUCUCUAGUGUGGUGGUCUAAUUAUUUCUGAGGUCACAGAGAAAUAAAUUUCAACGUGACCAAGUGAAUUACAUGUACUUAAUUUCAUUGACCAAGAAAAAAAAUCUAAAAUAAUUAAAGAAAAUAUAUAUAUAAAAUUUAAUAACAUAAAAUAAAUUAUAAAUAUAUAUUUAAAAAUUAAUAAAUAAUGGAGUCAACAGUAGCAGGAAGAAGACGUAAUGCAACAAGACAUUCUGCUGAAGAUCAGGCUCUUGAUCAAAUAGCAAAGGAGGCAGAAGCAAGAUUAGCUGCAAAAAGACAAGCACGAGCUGAAGCUCGAGAAAUACGAAUGAGGGAUUUGGAAAGACAACAUAAAGAAUCAGAAGAAAAUGCUGAUAGAGUUUACGAUAUGUGUACAUCUGAUGGACCAAGAACACUGAGGGUAACACCAGAUCCAAUAAGAACAGCUCGAUUAUUAACAAAUUCAAAUAAUUUUCAAUCAAGUCGUAGAUCAUCAGAAGAUUCACUUGAAGAUGCUGGUUUAAGCAGAGAUUUACGAUUAGAAUUAAAAGAAUUUGAAGAAAAAUUUCGUAAAGCAAUGAUUGCAAAUGCCCAACUUGAUAAUGAAAAAUCAUCAUAUGCAUAUCAAGUUGAUUUAUUAAAAGAUAAAUUAGAAGAAUUAGAAGAAUCAUCAGCAACAUUAAGACGUGAACUCAGGGAAAAAAAUAGAGAAGCUGAUCAAUUAAAACGUGUCAGUCAACGAUUGAAAGAAGAUUUAGAUAUAUGCAAAGCACAAUUAUUAGAACGAGAUACUCUUAUUCAAGAAAAUGGACUUGUUAUUGUGGAAGAUGAAGAAAGUGAAAAUGAAGAAACAGGUCAAAUGAAUGGAACUCAUAGAAAAAGAGUACUAGUCAGUACAGAAGCUGCUGAAUUAUUACAAAAUGCUGGUGAAGGUUCAUUGGAUGUUCGGUUAAGAAAAUUUGCCUUUGAAAAAAAAGAACUUCAAGAUGAAAUAGGACAUUUAAAAUUAGAACUUGAUGAAGCUAAAAAUCGAAUGAGAUCAGAAAGAUCAUCUGGUUCAGUAUUAGGUCUAGCAGAUAAUGAUGAUAUUCAACGUGAAGCUAAUAAAUUACUUGCUGAUUAUAAAUUUAAAUUACAAAAAGCUGAACAAGAUAUGUUGACAUUACAAGCAACAGUUGCAAGGCUAGAAAGUCAAGUAAUACGUUAUAAAUCAUCAGCUGAAGCAUCUGAAAAAGCUGAAGAUGAACUUAAAGUUGAAAAACGUAAAUUACAACGUGAAGUCAGAGAAUCACAGGGUCGUGUUGAAGAACUUGAAACAGCAAAUUCACAUUUACAAAAACGUCUUGAUAAACUAAAAAAUGCAAAAUCAGCAUUAUUAAAAGAACUUUGACGCGAUGAGUUCACUGGUGGUGGUUCGAAUGAUUAGAAAAAAAAAAAAAAAAAACAAAGAAACAAUUAUUAUUUAUAUUUUUAAUUCUUUUUUUUCUUUUUUUUUUUUUUUUUUAUUAUCACAAGAAUUUUAGCUGGUGAUAUUGAAAUAUGUGUGUAGUGGACAAAAAUUUAUCAAACAAAAAACUUUAUAAAAUAAUAAGAAAAAUCAUGGACACGAUUUUGAACAAAAUAAGAAGAAAAAUUUUUCAAUUUGAAAAUUAAUUAUUAAACAAAUGACAAUGUCAUGCUAACUUGAAAUUUAAGGACCAGAUUAUACAACGACAUAUAUUUAUUCUAUCCAACACCUCGGUCCCCCCAUUGAUUACCUGGUUUUUUUUUUUUUUUUUUUCUUUUUUUUAAAUUAUUAAUUUGAUUGUACACCACAUGUUAGGCGUUCUUAUUUUAACAAUAGUAAUAAUAUUAAUAAAUGAAAAAGUAGAAUUUAAAAAAAGUUAAAUUUUAGUUCGAGAACUGAGACUUACACUUGGUCGAAUUAAUUUGAACUGAAAUUAAAAAAAAUCAAUACAUUAAUAACAACAUUAAUACGUAAAUAACUUGUCAUAAUAAUGAUCGAGUCAAUUUUUAAAUUAAUUUUAAUAUUUAAUGAGAUAGUAAAAUCAACAGAGAAUAUUUGACUGGUUUUCAUACAUAGUACAUUUUUACACUAAUAAUUAUAACAAUAAAUGAACAAAUUUUUAUAUUAAAAGAACUGUUUAAAUGUGGGUCAAAAGAUGAAAUUAAAAUAAAAAAAAAAAAAAAAAAACACAA